This is a messenger RNA of Helobdella robusta, 1989 nucleotides long. RefSeq lists its product as hypothetical. Gene Ontology annotation, biological process: cell-cell adhesion. Gene Ontology annotation, molecular function: cell adhesion molecule binding. The transcript is spliced from 13 exons. Gene Ontology annotation, cellular component: membrane; cell-cell junction. The record is from RefSeq and is a predicted model, not a curated record. Bases 1 to 1989 code for a protein of 662 amino acids. NCBI's taxonomy places the organism in Eukaryota, Metazoa, Annelida, Clitellata, Rhynchobdellida, Glossiphoniidae.
AUGUAUUACAGUGUGCCUUAUAUUGACAAGUCAAUAGCUCAAACGAGUAAGCUGUACAUUCGAAAAAUAAUGGAGAAGCAUGCAGGUACGUAUUCCUGCGUCGCUCUUAUAUCUGGCAACAUCGAAAAAGUUGAUGUAACUUUAAAAGUUUCAAGGGACAUAUCAUUUGAUGAUGCUCCAAACGAACAGUACCCAAACAUGAAUUCAGAUGGACCAAUCAUGUGCAAAGUUUCCGGUCAGCCGAAUCCCGAUGUCUUCUGGAAGUAUAAAGGGGUGAGAUUAGCAGGUGAUCGUUACAAACAGGACUUGUACGGUCUGCGCAUACAAAACAUUACUGAGGCAGACAAUGGCUUGUACGAAUGCUGUGCUGAGGUCGAAAGUAAGGGAGAGGUCCAUUGCAGAGAAAUUAAUGUACUCGUCAGAGUGCCUCCACAGAUUGUGUACUUUGAAGAUCAGGAGGGCAUAGCUAGCCAGGAGUAUGCCUUGACAUGCAAUGCAACUGGGUCACCAGUGCCAAAAUAUGAAUUCAUCAAAGAUGUGGAGGGCCAAGUAAUGUUCAGCACGGCACGAAUCCAGGUGGAUCGAGAUGGAGGCCAGGUGAACUUCAGGCCGCUGAUAGCUGAGGACAGAGGGACGUACAAGUGCCACGCGUUCAACGAUGCUGGCGAAUCUGUUGCCACCGCCGUUCUCACCGUCGUAGUACCUCCGAGGAUAUAUGCAGUGAGAAACGUGACUCAAACUGAAGGACUUCGAACGACAUUGGUCUGCCUGACGUAUGGCGAUCCUGAUCCGGUCAUGACGUACCGCAGAAGUGGACUCACACGCACACACACAACACAAAACAACGCACAGGAAGGCGGUAGGAUCAACCUGACGAGACCAGGUGUGGGAGAGUUGGACCUGACGAUCGACCCUCUGAGGUGGGACGACUCGUCAAAUUACACGUGCAAAGCCAGGAACAAGGGUGGCUACCAUGCUUGGAAUGGCUCCAUCAUCGUCUACUACGUGCCCAAGUUCUCUCCAGACAUGCCUGACGCGGUGUUCAACUGGGCCGGCAAGGCGAGGAAUCUGACGUGUUUGUACUACGCCGAGCCGAAACCUGUGGUGGAAUGGUACAGACUGGGCCGACUGCUGCAGAACAACGAAACCUUCAGAAUUCAUUUGAUGGACAGAAACAGCAACUUGCAAGUGACAAUAAGACAAGUAGAUGAGUAUUACAUUUAUGGGACGUACUACUGCAGAGUGAGGAACAACAUUGGGACUAGUGAGAAGGCCAUUGAGAUGAAGAGAGCUUACCUGCCCGGUCCGCCAUCACAGGCCACAGUCAUCCAGUCGACACCGACCUCCAUCGAACUCUCCAUAACCUCUCCUCCUCCUCAAUCUCUCUACGGAUUGAGACUUCUUGGCUUUUGGGUUCAGUGUGAAAACAGAAUAUUAGAGUUUCUCACAAGUGAUGUCACCAACCUGAUAUUCACCAUCGUUAUCAGACCAAUGUCAACAUCAUCAUCAUCAUUAUUCUCAUCUUCAUCAUCAUCGUUUUUAAUUGAAUACUUGAGGCCGAGCAACACUUACGACAUCCUCGUACGAGCAAGAACAGAAAUGGGUCUCGGAGAUAUAUUGCGAAUCACCGGGAAGACACUGGAUAUAAGUGCCCCUUACCCCAUCAUCCUGAACUCUGACCCUAGAAGCAAGUUCCCGUACGAGUACACUGUGACCUGGAUGAGACCAGAAACUGGAGGUCUUGCCAUCAGAGAAUAUCAGUUCAGAAUACGCGAAGUGACCGUUAUAGCGGACACUUUUGAAUUGGACACACCUAUUGGAGAAUGGCGACGAAGAAUAAAGCCAACAGACAUCUCAUUUCCAUCCAUGUACUACAGGAUUCAGGGACUGAACCAAAACACCUACUACCAGCUUGAAGUUCUUGCACUCAAUGAUGUCGGAUGGUCCCUCCCAAAUCCAGAAUUCAUUUUCAAAACCAAUUUUGGUUAG